Molecule: messenger RNA, 237 nt
Organism: Blumeria graminis f. sp. triticale
Lineage: Eukaryota; Fungi; Ascomycota; Leotiomycetes; Helotiales; Erysiphaceae
Source: the annotation of a GenBank genome assembly
AUGGCUGCGGGUCAGAAAGUAUAUCCCCGGGCAACAGUCCGAAAAAUAGUAAAGGCGCACUCAAAGUGUAAUGUCAGCAAAACUGUAGACUCCCUGAUAUUUUUGGACUAUUCUCUCUUCUUACAAACACUUAUGAGAGAGGCCUCGAUCAACGCGAGGCAGGCAGGAGAGCGGGGAGUAAGCAUGAACAGCGUGAAGAAAGUCACUGAGGAAACACUAGCGAAGUACAAAGGUUGA